CGCCUGCGCAAGGAGGCGGCGGAGGCGCGGCGGUCGACGGACCCGGACCUGCUGCUCUGCCCGUCGGAGGACAACCUGAUGGACUGGCGCGCCUGGGUGCGCGGGCCCGAGGGCACGCCCUUCGAGCGGGGCGUCUUCGAGCUCGAGAUCAAGGCGUGCGGCCAGUACCCGCUCGCGCCGCCCACCGUCCGCAUGGUCACGCCCAUCUUCCACCCGAACAUCCACGGCGUCUCCGGCGAGAUCUGCCUCGACAUCCUCAAGCAGGAGUGGAGCCCGGCCUGGACCCUCGCGUCCGCGUGCACGGCGAUCCGCGCGCUCCUCUCGGCGCCGAACCCGGACAGCCCGCUCAACUGCGACGCGGGCAACGUCAUGCGCGCGGGCGACAUGGACGGCUUCCGGGCCACGGCGCGCCAGUGCGUCGAGGACCACGCGCGCGGCGGCAUGCCGAGC
This is a messenger RNA of Aureococcus anophagefferens, 450 nucleotides long. RefSeq lists its product as hypothetical. The annotation marks the transcript as partial. The transcript has a single exon. The record is from RefSeq and is a predicted model, not a curated record. NCBI's taxonomy places the organism in Eukaryota, Pelagophyceae, Pelagomonadales, Pelagomonadaceae.